UGUUUUUGAUUUUUGAACUAAUUCGAAGAAUAUACUGAAAUCUUUAUCAUGUCUGGAAAGAUGAUCUCAUUCAGUUUCACCAUCCCUAAGAAAGACUUGCUGGCCCAUGUUCAACAGACACCAGGAGCACCCACCCCUACCUCGCCCGAGUAUCUAAUUGUAGACCAAAGUGGACAGAAUUGCACUGGAACAUUCAAAAUGGGAGCCGGGGCAGGUAAUGACCAGGUGAAUGUGAAGGGUGAAGCAUCAACUUCAUGGGGUGUGGAUAAUGAACAGCCAGAAAUGGGUGCCCCAGUUGUUAAAGCGGAGCCAAACUUCAAUCACAAUGACUCGGGGUUCUCUGAUACACAAUCUGCGUCACCGGUGAUAAAAGCGGAACCAGGUCUCGAGCUGCCAGUUGGAGCACCUGCCAUGAAUCCAUCAAUGACCUCGACACCAGUGAAGCACGAAGGCGUAGUAAUGGAUGCAACUUCUGGUAAAAACAAGUGCACCUUCUGUGGCAAGUUGUUUGCGACCAAAGCAGGAGCAACGAAACAUGUCGCCUCUCAACACAAAUCAGCCUAGAAUGUCAGACAGAUGAUAUAGUUUAACUUGUUUGAAACUCAUCGGAUUGAAAUUUGAAUUUAUGCACUUGCUAUAGGCGGGUGUUUUGUAGUCUAGUAAUUGAAUUAGACUGAAAUUUUUGAGUGCUUUCAGAAUGAAGCGCAAUUAGGCUACGAUAAUUGUGAAGUAGAUGAAAACGCCAUCUACUGGAUGGUUGAAACGUUGUGAACAGAAUUUUUGCUAUGCAUAAAUUUGUUAUUUGAAUUUUAGCUGUUGUGUUCUUGUUAGAAGCUGUAUCUGCAUUCAAUGGGAUUUUAUUGCGAAGCUGAUAUUGAUAACGAUGAAUUUAACUUCCGAAACUCGCAGUUUUUUUUGCAGUAUGAAAGAAACUGUUAAUUGAUAGCUUAGCUUACUGAUUUUAGAGCUUGCAUUUUCAGAAGGCCUUGGUCUAGCUUUGUUGCUACUGGUCAUUGAAAACAAUCAGUUAGGAACUUGAAUGAAUAGUGUGAAAAUGUCUGGAAGACAGAUCUCAUUCUCAUUUACUGUUAAGAAGGAAACUCUGCUGACCCCUAACCCGGCAGGUGCUGAAUAUCUCAUCAUGAGCAAAGACGGAAGUGCGUGCCAAGGCCAGUUCAAGUUUGACGGAAAAGUUGACCCACCAGCUGCUGAACAGAGCGCAUCAUCGGCAUUUGUGAAAUCCGAGCCGGGCUUGGAACAAAAUGAAGUUUCAGGUGCUCAGGUAACACCAACUGUCAAGGAUGAGCCUAUGGAUUUCGGGAAUGCGACUCCUGCAGUCAAUGACUCUGGUUAUUUCGAAGGGGAACCUGAUAUCAAUAACAACUUCUAGAGCAAUACGAAUAGAAGCGAACCAAAACUCAAUGAAUUGAACUUGUUUUUGUUAGUUGUGAAAAGAAAGAUUUGCAGUAAAAUAGACGUUGAGAAUUCUGAUUAUAUAAAUUUCGAAUGAAAUAGCGAACUCAAAAUAGAUAGCCUAAAUAGGCGUUAGUUUAAUUGAAGCCGUGCCAUGAUUGUUAUUAA
Molecule: messenger RNA, 1581 nt
Organism: Symsagittifera roscoffensis
Lineage: Eukaryota; Metazoa; Xenacoelomorpha; Acoela; Convolutidae
Exons: 2
Coding region: 49-564 (171 amino acids)
Source: RefSeq, a predicted model, not a curated record